Molecule: messenger RNA, 2331 nt
Organism: Plasmodium knowlesi strain H
Lineage: Eukaryota; Apicomplexa; Aconoidasida; Haemosporida; Plasmodiidae
Product: conserved Plasmodium protein, unknown function
Exons: 1
Coding region: 1-2331 (776 amino acids)
Source: RefSeq, a predicted model, not a curated record
AUGCCUCACAAUGACGCCGCUUAUCAUCACGAGGGAAAAGAACACAUGCAGAUUAGCCGGAAGGUGGUGAAACACACGCUGAGGAGGAAACGAAGUGACAGUUAUAAUGGGUCUAUGAGGGAUAUUUAUUCAGAGGAUGGGCAGGCAAAAAAGGGAAAUUGGGGGGAAGAGGAACAUUGCGAGGGAAGUCAAAUGGAGAGCCACACACCUCCGAAGAUGAGCGGGAUUAAUGCAGAACUAAGUAGAGGGAGGUGUCCAUUUCGAAACUCCUACGUCCACGUACUAUAUUUUAAAAAAUUAAAAUUAAAUAAAAAAUUGUUCGAAAAAAUGAAAAACAAAAAUAUAGUCAUAUAUUUAAAGUAUAAAGAAACGACAUGCACAAGUAAAGAUAUUCAAGUCACAGGCUCGGAAAUAGCUAAUUUAUAUUUGAGCUUUCUCAUAACCGAGCCUCUUGUAGAACAUGAAAAACAAAUCAUCAAAAUAUACAUCAAAUAUUUUAAAGACAACAAAUAUAAAAUUCUUUCAUUUGGAUUUGUUGAAUUAAAUUUUCACGAGUUCACGGAAAAAUUUUAUAAAAAAAAAAGCUACAUGUUAUGUUACGACAAAAAUAACAAUAAAUAUAUUUUUGGCUACUUCGUCUUGUUGUUGGCUAAUCAGAUAAAGUGGACCAUAUGCAGCAGGAAAAUCUCUCAUGAAUUCAUUGACAAGUCUUACUUCGUAUGGGACAGAAAUAAUUAUGAUCAUCAGAUUUUUUACAUUUGUAAAAAAAUUCAGAGUUUUCUAUUGCAAUCUGUUCACUCCCCAGGGGAUCCUCAGGGCCAUGCCUUUCAAAAUCGCGCCCUGCUCAAGCAUUUCGGCGUCACGCACAGCUGCCCCGGGACGUUCAGGUGGAGGGAGUCACAGGAGGGGACACCCGCUGGGGGAAGAGCGUCUAACAUAGUGGGUGAAGAAGAAGGGGUAAACUGUGGAGGAAGUGGAAUACAGGAGAAGACAGAAGUUUCUGGUAGUGAGACCCAUCUGAAAAGUGCCCUAUGCGGGUCCUUAACGCGCCUGGGGGAUACGUACCCAAGUGAAGAGAGCGAUAAAGAUGAACAAGAAGGACUAGGCAACCAAGAUGAUAUCAUCAAAAAGAACCCCUCAACAGAAGGUCCAGAAAAAACGGAUACAAAUGACCAUCAGAUGGAAGAGCCGUACGAGUCUAACGAAUUUAACAAGUUUAACGAGUCUAAAACUUCACCCCUCGCAGAAGAUGGUCAUAUAGAAAAUUGUGCCACGGAUGAAGCAGAAACAUGCGUCUCAUAUGCAGCGCUGUAUGAUGCCACCCACUGUUUGGAAAACGUAAUAACGUGUCCUUUCUCUUCAACGGAGGAUGUAGCUCAAACAAUACAAAAAGAGAAUACUUCAAAUUGCGCUGAAAAGAAUAAUGUGGAGAGGACAAAUAUACAUGAGGAAUGCAAAAAUGUAGAAGGCCAUAGCGAUGCGCAUAAACACUCCGAAUUGUCCGAGAAGGACUGGUCUUACUCCGAUGCGGGGGAUGCUUACGAUGAAACGCACAAGAUAGAAGACGACGAGCCGCUGGAGGAGAAUACUUUCGAUUUAAUGCUAUGCAAAAAAGUGGAAAAUAUUCUAAACAACGAUGUAGACCAUUUUGUAGAGGAAGUCCAAUUUAUUCUCACACACUUAAAAAAAAAGAUCAUAAAAACAGGCAAAUUUUUUGAGGGGCAGCUAAAAAAUGAGUACACUGACAUUGAAGUGGUAGCGAAAGAACACGCCCCAGAAAAGGGGGAUAUGAAAAACGAAAAGGAUGAGGAUAUAAAGAAAAAAAAAAUUAGCAUUGCGCAUCUGACAAAUGGUGAAAUACAAAGUGAACAGAACUGUAAUAUAAAAAAGGAUAUACUUAGCAUUUUGCAAAAUUGCGUAAACACCACUUCGCUUUAUAUUAAAUCCGUUUUAAAGGACAAAAAUGUAAGCAAACAGGAGAAGGACAUUUUUGUCGUGUACGAUGAUAUCGUAGAUAAUAUAAAAAAGGCAAUAUCUCAGUUUUUGCUAGAGGACAUAAAAUCACACGAGCAAAAUUUAAAUAUUUCGCGGAUGAAAUCCAUAAAUUUACGAAAAAAGAAAAAAGAAAAAAAAAAUACAAAGAAAAGUCAAUCUGAAUCGCCUAAAAUGUGUGCCCUCGAUAGGGAGAUCGAUGUAUCCUCCGAAAUGAGCAUUAGCGAGGGUUCGAAGGACCAAAAUAAGAGCUACAUCGGGAUACACGUGUCGACGGCCUUCCGAUAUUACCAGGAAAAGUGGAAGCGGAAGUUGUCCGGAGUUCGCACCUACGUCUGA